AUGACAGGAACGGCGCCGUGGCACAGGCUCGCCGAGGCCGAGGCCGCCGUGAACCGCUCCGUGGCGGCGAGCCGCGUCGGGAGGUACUUCAAGCUCGACGCGCGCAAGAGCUCCUUCACCAAGGAGCUGCGCGCCGGUGCCGCCACCUUCCUCACCAUGGCAUACAUCAUCUCCGUCAACGCCGCCAUCCUCACGGACUCCGGCGGGCCGUGCACCGUGCACGACUGCACUCCGGUGCCGGGCAACUCCACGGUAGCUCCUGGGCCGGAGUGCAUGGUGGGGACGUCUAACCCGGGGUACCAACAGUGCCUGGCGCGCACCAAGAGCGACCUGGUCGUCGCGACGGCCGUGGCCGCCAUGGCCGCCUCUUUCGCCAUGGGCGCGCUCGCCAACCUCCCGCUGGCCCUGGCCCCCGGGAUGGGUGCCAACGCCUACUUCGCGUACAACAUGGUCGGCUUCCACGGGUCCGGGUCCAUCCCCUACCGCACGGCGCUGGCCGGCGUCAUGCUCGAGGGCAUCGUCUUCUUCGCCCUCUCCGCCGUCGGCCUCCGGUCGAAGCUGGCGCGGCUGAUCCCGCGCAACAUCCGCCUCGCCUCGGCCGUAGGGAUCGGGCUGUUCCUGGCCUUCACGGGCCUUCAGGCGAACCAGGGCCUGGGCCUCGUCGGCGCCAGCCCGACCACGCUCGUCACCCUCACCGCCUGCUCCGAGACCGACCCCGUCACCGGCGCCUGCCUCGGCGGCACCCUGCACAGCCCCACCUUCUGGCUCGGCGCCGCGGGGUUCCUCCUCACCGCCACCUGCCUCGCCAGGGACGUCAAGGGCGGCAUGAUAUACGGCAUCGUCUUCGUCACGGCCGUCUCCUGGAUCCGAGGCACCAGCGUCACCGUCUUCCCGGACACGCCGGCGGGGAAUGCCGGCUUCUCCUACUUCAAGAAGAUUGUCGACUUCCACACGAUCGAGAGCACGGCCGGGCAGCUCAGCUUCGGCGGCUUCCGCCACGGCAACGUGUGGCUGGCCAUGCUCACGCUGCUGUACGUGGACGUGCUCGACACCACGAGCACAAUGUACUCCAUGGCGGAGUACGGUGGGUUCACCGACGGCGCGGGCGGGUUCGAGGGCGAGUACCGGGCUUUCCUCGUCGACGCCGGGUCCACGGUGCUGAGCGCCGCGCUAGGGAGCACCACGGUGACGACCUACAUCGAGUCGACGGCGGGGAUCAGGGAGGGCGGCAGGACCGGGUUGACCGCGAUCACCGUGUCAGCGUGCUUCCUGGCGUCGCUCUUCUUCUCGCCGCUGCUGAUGAGCGUGCCGCCGUGGGCCGUCGGGCCGUCGCUGGUGCUGGUGGGCGCCAUGAUGAUGCGCGUGGCCAAGGACAUCGAGUGGGGCGACAUGAAGGAGGCCAUCCCGUCGUUCGUCACCAUGGCGCUCAUGCCGCUCACCUUCUCCAUCGCCAACGGCAUCAUCGCCGGCCUAGGCGUCUACGUCGCGCUGCACUGGUACGACUGGGCCAACCACGCCUGCGGCAGGGUGGGGAAGGCGCUCGACGACCGCCGGAACCAGGUCGCCGCUGCCACGGCCGAGGUCGGCCCGGCGCAAGACGUGUGACGUCAUGGUCAUAGUAGUCUGUAGCUGUUGUAUUUCUUCUUCUUUUCCCUAGUUAUUAUUAUGUGUUAGUUUGGACCCAGAGAGCAGCUGUGAAUGAUCGACAUGGGAUUUAGGACUAGUAGGAGGAACUGUUUAAGCUCGAUCUGUGCUUGGAGAAAGGUAGUGGGAACUGGGAAAGACGAGAUUCUUGAUGUACAAGGGGAUGUCUGUACUUUGACCAUCAUGGCAAUGUCCCAAUGAUUCCGCUGGCAUGUUUAUUUCCUGACGAAUUUGGACAAUGUAAAGCUGAUAAGUUGUACUGCUGGUAUUUUUUGA
Lolium rigidum is the source of this 1920-nucleotide messenger RNA. Its product is annotated as adenine/guanine permease AZG2-like. Gene Ontology annotation, cellular component: plasma membrane. The record is from RefSeq and is a predicted model, not a curated record. Lineage: Eukaryota; Viridiplantae; Streptophyta; Magnoliopsida; Poales; Poaceae. The coding region runs from base 1 to 1605 and encodes 534 amino acids. Gene Ontology annotation, molecular function: purine nucleobase transmembrane transporter activity. The transcript has a single exon. Gene Ontology annotation, biological process: transmembrane transport.